Rotaria socialis is the source of this 807-nucleotide messenger RNA. Lineage: Eukaryota; Metazoa; Rotifera; Eurotatoria; Philodinida; Philodinidae. The record is from the annotation of a GenBank genome assembly.
AUGAUUAAUCAACAACAUUUAGUUGAAAUAGAAAACAGUAGCAUAGAUCAAAUUACUAAUAGAUGCAUUGAUAUAUCAGUUACAAACGUAGAAAAUGAUUUAUUAUCUUCAACACCAUUGACAACUGAAGUAACAACGAGAUCAAAUGCAAUUUCAAAGUUAUUAUAUUUGGAUGGUCUUCGAGGAAUACUUUGUUUAAUUGUCGUAUUUAGUCAUGCUCUAUUAAUGGGUGAGACAAAGCAUGAAGAGAAAUUUUCAAUAUUUUUUCGGCCUUGGAUGCAACAUUCGCCACUACGUUUAUUGGUUGCAGGAGAAUUUGCUGUGGCUAGUUUUUUUGUACUUUCUGGAUGUGUUCUUGUAAGAAGAUAUUUUGAACUUUUCAAUGACAUUAGUAUUUUAUUUAGUGGUACCAUUCGUCGAUUUCCACGACUUUUCAUCCCUUCAAGUGUUGCUCUGUUGUUAUAUUUUUCUAUACUACAUUUUCGACCAUUCUAUGGUUUUAAUGAAUGUCAUGAAAUCGGUGAGGGCAGUGUCAACGCAGAAAACAUUGGCCUUGGAUAUGUUCUUUUAAAUACAUUCGGACAAUAUUUUUGGAUGCCAGCAUUGUAUACUAUACAAUGUGAUUUAGAUGCGUGUGGACUUCUAAAUUUUUGCCAUUCAAUAAAACAACAUUGGUCAAUUUCUCUUAAAUUAAGUCUACUUUUGUUAACAAUCUAUUUUGGUUCAUAUCCUGUUUUCAAUACAGAUGUAUUAAAUGGUAAUGGAACAUUAUGGUCACCUUUUCGUUGGAUGUUUGGUUGGUUUUGA